AUGCCUUUUCUAUUAAUAGUGUAUAAACGGAAGUUUCCUUGGACAUCUAAAUUUUCCAUGCUUUACAUUGACAAUCCAGUUGGGACUGGCUUUAGUUUUACUGAUGAUACUGGAUAUGCAGUAAACCAAGAUGAUGUAGGAAGAGAUUUAUACAGUGCACUCAUCCAGUUUUUCCAGCUAUUUCCAGACUAUCAGAAAAAUGACUUCUAUGUUACAGGAGAAUCUUAUGCAGGGAAGUAUGUGCCUGCUAUUGGCUACUACAUCCAUACCCAUAGUUCCAAAGCCAAAGUUAAGAUCAACUUCAAAGGAGUUGCUAUUGGUGAUGGUUUCUGUGACCCUGAAAUGAUGCUGGGUGGCUAUGCACAAUUCCUGUACCAAAUUGGCUUGGUGGAUGAGAAGCAGAGGGAGUAUGUCCAGCAGCAGACUGACCUGGUAGUAAUUUAUAUCCAGCAGAAGAAGUGGAUGAAAGCCUUUGAAAUAUUUGAUACUCUAUUGAAUGGUGAUGAAUCAAAUUCUUCCUACACUCAGAAUGUUACAGGAUGUAGCAACUACUUUAACUUUUUGCAGUGCCAGGAGCCUGCUGACCAGGAAUAUUUUGGAAUGUUUUUAUCACUCUCAGAAGUGAGGAAAGCUAUCCAUGUAGGAAAUCUUACCUUCCAUGAUGGGUCUACAGUUGAGAAGCAUUUGCUUGAAGAUGUGAUGAAGACAAUAAAGCCAUGGUUGGCUGUAAUUAUGGAUAAUUACAGGGUUCUGUUAUAUAAUGGGCAACUUGAUAUCAUAGUAGCAGCUCCACUGACGGAACGCUUUCUGCCUACUGUGCCAUGGAGCAAAGUGGAAGAAUACAAAAGUGCUGAAAGACUCAUAUGGAGGAUCCAUCCCCUUGACAAGGAAGUGGCUGGUUAUGUACGCCAAGCUGGUGAAUUCUAUCAGGUAAUUGUUCGAGGUGGAGGACAUAUUUUACCUUAUGACCAACCUGAAAGAUCAUUGGACAUGAUUGACAGAUUUAUCUCUGGAGAAGGAUGGAAGACAAAUGGAUUCAAAAAUAAAACUUAAAAUGCAGUGUAAAUGUACUACCUUGCCAAAUGCUUCAGAAAUGUUUUGAAUGUACUAUAGUGAAAAUAUUGCCAUAUGGAAAAAUCAUGAAAUUGAGGAUGAGAGUAAUA
This is a messenger RNA of Terrapene triunguis (Three-toed box turtle), 1163 nucleotides long. RefSeq names its product carboxypeptidase vitellogenic like (gene CPVL). Gene Ontology annotation, molecular function: serine-type carboxypeptidase activity. Lineage: Eukaryota; Metazoa; Chordata; Testudines; Emydidae. Gene Ontology annotation, biological process: proteolysis. The record is from RefSeq and is a predicted model, not a curated record. The coding region runs from base 1 to 1053 and encodes 350 amino acids. The transcript is spliced from 9 exons.